AUCGGAUUUAAUAAUACAUUUCUUUAAAACGGGUCGGACCCACAAUUUUGUAUAAGCAAGAGAGAGAGAUGCAGAAGAAGAAGAAGGAGCUGUGGAGAGAGAAUCAGAUGGCAGUUUCAUGAUCCGUUCUUCUUUAAAGACACAGAAAGAGAGAGAGAAUACGGAUACAUUUCAGAAAACAAGAACAAGAGGAAAAUCCGGGCUGUACCCGAAUACCCAUCUCUCUGAACUCGGGUUCCAAAGUUGUUGUCUUCCUUUUGCCUCUUCUUGGAUUUGGCGUUCAAAGAGAGAGAGAGAGAGAGAGAGAAAACAAAGAAACAAGCAGUUUGGUCCUGAAACGAGGUUCCUUGUUUCUUCAUAGGCAGAGUGAGAAUCCCUUAAUCUCCUCUGUUUUAUAAGAAGAAGAAGAAGAAGAAGAAGUAGUCUCACAUUGACUUCUUCCAAUCUCAGAAUCUCAUCCAUCUCUCUUGGGUCUUGGCUUCAGGGGAUGCUUAUCUUUUUUGUUUUGCUAAAAAAGGAUUAAAAAUAGUGAAUCAGAGAUCUAGCCAUCUCUGUAUGAAGCUGAAGAACAAUGGGUGAUGGUAGCCUCAAGAAAAGCAAGCUUUCAUGGCCCAAAACGUUGGUCAAGAAAUGGCUCAACAUCAAGAGCAAAUCAGAAGAUUUUCACGCAGACGACUUGGACAGAGGUGGAGGAGAUUGGAGGAACAAUGUCAAUGAAAGAGAGGAAGCAUGCUCUGUCCACAAAAGCAAAACUGAGACUCCGAGCAAAAGGAACAGCGGAAGAGCCAGACGAAACAAACUCGAUGUCGAUCCACCACUUGAUCAUCAUCUUCUUAGGGUUUUUACUGCUACAUGGAAUGUCGCCGGAAAAUCUCCGCCGAGUUAUCUAAAUCUCGAUGAUUGGCUUCACACUUCUCCUCCUUCCGACAUUUACGUUCUUGGCUUCCAAGAGAUCGUUCCUUUGAACGCCGGCAACGUUUUAGGCACCGAGGACAACGGACCCGCCAGGAAAUGGGUCUCUCUCAUCCGGAGAACCUUGAACAGUCUUCCCGGCGGAAGCUGCCGUACUCCUUCUCCUGUUCCCCACCCGGUCGCCGAGCUCGACUCUGACUUCGAAGGCGACUCAGCCGCUGGGCCUAACUCGUUUUUCUACCAUCGGAGCAGGAGCAUGAGGAUGGACCUGUCUGCAUCAUCCCUGCCACCGCAGUUUGACCGGAGAUUCAGCGUCUGUGACCGUUUCAUGCUGGGCGACAGACCUGACGACUUCUACGACCAGAGCUUCAGGUAUUGCUCCUCUGAAGAUGAGCCAGAUUCUCCUUCUCAUGAUCACUAUUCCCCUGUCUCGAGGACUGGAUCCUUUGUGGCAGACGACAGAGACAAGUCUAAGUAUUGUUUAGUGGCCAGUAAGCAGAUGGUUGGGAUAUUCUUAACUGUUUGGGUCAAGAGUGAUCUAAGGGACAGUGUCAAGAACCUCAAAGUGUCUUGUGUUGGCAGAGGCUUGAUGGGUUAUCUUGGAAACAAGGGCUCCAUUUCGAUCAGCAUGUCCGUUCACCAGACAAGCUUCUGCUUUGUCUGCAGCCACUUGACGUCUGGUCAGAAAGAAGGCGACGAGCUAAGAAGAAACUCUGAUGUUUUGGAGAUUCUGAGGAAAACCAGAUUUCCUAGAGUGAACAAUGCAGGCGACGACAAGUCUCCUCAGACGAUUUUAGAACACGAUCGGGUAAUCUGGCUUGGAGACUUGAACUACCGUAUAGCUCUUUCUUAUCGGUCUGCAAAAGCUCUUGUCGAGAUGAGAAAUUGGAGUGCCUUGCUUGAGAAAGACCAGCUACGGAUAGAACAACGAAAAGGCUGUGUCUUUGAAGGAUGGAAUGAAGGGACUAUAUAUUUUCCACCCACUUACAAAUACUCUAACAAUUCAGAUAUAUAUGCUGGCGAUGAUCGGCUUCCCAAGGCCAAGAGACGGACUCCAGCAUGGUGUGAUCGCAUACUCUGGUACGGUAGUGGUAUUAAUCAGCUGUCAUAUGUUCGCGGGGAAUCAAGAUUCUCUGAUCACAGACCAGUCUACAGUUUGUUCUCAGUAGAGAUUGAAUCGGUAUGUAGAAACCGUAUCAAGAAAAGCUCCAGUUACACCAGCUCUAGGAUCGAAGUUGAGGAACUUCUUCCUCAACGGUAUGGAUAUUCUGAGCUUAACCCGUACUGAUUCAUCAUCGGUCCUGAAUCCAUUUGAAGACAGAUCCCGAGGGAGGAUUCAAUGUUUCUAAAGCCUGAACAAAAAGAAAACUGGAUUUUUCAGGGGUUGGAGAUAUGUGAAUCAAAGAGUCAUUGAAAAGUCAGAUCUUGGUCAAGAUCUCUGGUGCCUAAGCACAGGAGAAGAUUCGAGUGAAAACAGAAGAGAGUAUAUCUUUAGGAUUAUAGAGAAGUGACCAUUUUUUUUGGUUUUCAAACCAUUAGUUUCUUCCCAUAGAUUAGUAGCAUUCGUCAAACUUGUGUAUAGUUUGUAAAUAUAAUGGAUUCUUUGUAAGGACCAACGGGUUUAGAUUGGAAAGAGCAGAGUUAAAAGCUUUUUUGUUAUA
Arabidopsis lyrata subsp. lyrata is the source of this 2573-nucleotide messenger RNA. Its product is annotated as type I inositol polyphosphate 5-phosphatase 4. NCBI's taxonomy places the organism in Eukaryota, Viridiplantae, Streptophyta, Magnoliopsida, Brassicales, Brassicaceae. Gene Ontology annotation, biological process: phosphatidylinositol dephosphorylation. The transcript is spliced from 11 exons. Gene Ontology annotation, molecular function: inositol-polyphosphate 5-phosphatase activity; phosphatidylinositol-4,5-bisphosphate 5-phosphatase activity; phosphatidylinositol-3,4,5-trisphosphate 5-phosphatase activity. The record is from RefSeq and is a predicted model, not a curated record. The coding region runs from base 572 to 2200 and encodes 542 amino acids.